Brassicogethes aeneus is the source of this 895-nucleotide messenger RNA. The record is from the annotation of a GenBank genome assembly. NCBI's taxonomy places the organism in Eukaryota, Metazoa, Arthropoda, Insecta, Coleoptera, Nitidulidae.
AUAAUUUCAUGGUUACACGGAGGAGUGGUCAAUAUAUAAAUACACAAUAAAUUUCGGUACACAGGCACUGUACUCUUAAACAGCUAAAUAACAACAUGUUCGUAAAACUGACCGUCUUUGCAUGCUCUUUGGCUUUAGCCAUUGCUGCUUACAAUGGACCAUUGGCAGGUGGACUUCCUGCCGCUAAAUACCCAGCAGGAAUCGACCCUGCAUCUUGCCCGGACUUUCCAAACUGCAACAACCCUCUUGUAGCUAUUAGCAACGAUCCAGCUGCUGUGCGUCAAUUCCAACCAGCUCAACAGCCCCAACAUCAACAGUACCAACCUCAACAGUACCAACCUCAACAGUACCAGCAACCAAGACAAUACCAACAACCCCAGCAGCAGUACCAAGGUUCCAUCUCCCAAUACAACCCCGUAUUGGCUUCCCAAUACCAACAGCAACCAGCUCAAGGCCAGUAUAGCUCAGACGUACAGAACGCUCUGAACGAAGGCAAAUACAUUGGUGAUGGUGACUACCACGGUGAGGGUCUGGCCGAGGCUUUAGCUCCAGGACACGUGCAACAGGCUGCUCCUCAAUACCAACCGGCUCCACAAUACAACCAAUACAACUCAGCUCCUCAGUACCAACAGUACAACCAGGCUCCAGCAGUCCCAGCCGGCCAUGCCCAGCCAGCUCAGAUCCCAGCCGGAGUUGAUCCCAACUCUUGCCCAAACUACCCGUAUUGUCAUUAGAUGGCUUGUUGGGUGUUUCUGAAGAUAAAUUGUGAGACUGUCAGCUGACAACAUGUUAUUUAUUGUAAAUGAGUUAUCUAAGGUGUAAAUGAUAAUUACCCUGUAUCUGUUAUGUAUUUAGUUUUGUAAUAUUGCGCAAAAUUUAAUAUAUAAAAACCAAG